ACACUGACCAGGAAGAGGCUGCCUCAUUGUUUCUCUUUUCUGUCUGCUUUAGUGUCUUGACAAAAGCAAAAAACGAAUCAGCGAUCAGUGGAGAAUGAAGAGAAACACUUUCUAAAAGGAUUUUUCAGCUGUUUGUUUCAGAACAGACAGCAGAUCAUAGUGAUUCUUGUACUUUUACAUAUUUGCAACAUCAUUCAGAAAGUGAAAGUAAAUACUACUGGAGAUACAAACGGUGAAAAUGGAUUCACUAUCUGUAGAAGAACUUUCUUGUCCUGUGUGCUAUGAAAUCUUCAAGGCUCCUGUUAUUUUAUCUUGUAGUCACAGUGUCUGUAACGAGUGUCUUCAACAGUUCUGGAGAACCAAGGAAACUCAGGAGUGUCCUGUCUGCAGGAGGAGAUCCUCAAAAGAACACCCCCCUCCUAACCUGGCGUUAAAAAACUUGUGUGAGUCAUUCCUGAAAGAUAGAAAUGAGAGUCGUGCAUCAGGAUCUGAGGAGAUCUGCAGUUUACACAGUGAGAAACUCAAACUCUUCUGUCUGGAGGACAAACAGCCUGUGUGUGUAGUGUGCAAAGAUUCACAGAAACACAUCAAUCACACAUUCAGACCCAUCAGUGAAGUUGUUCCAUCAUAUAAGGAGGAGCUCAAUACAGCACUAAAGUCCGUACAAGGGAAAAUUAAACACAAAGAAAACAUCAAAAGACAGUUCGAGAAAACAGCUCAACACAUCAAGUCUCAAGCUGAGCACACAGAGCAUCAGAUUAAACAGCAGUUUGAGAAGCUUCAUCAAUUUCUCCGAGAUGAAGAAGAAGCUACAAUCACUGCACUGAGGGAGGAAGAGGAGCAGAAGAAGCAGAUGAUGAAGGAGAAGCUGGAGGAGAUGAACAGACACAUCUCAGCUCUUUCACACACAAUCAAAGACAUGGAGGAGAUGAUGAAAACCAGUGACGUCUGCUUUCUGAAGGAGUUUCCAGUCUCGAUGGAAAGAGUCCAGAGCUCACAGCCGGAUCCACAGAUGGCUUCUGGAGCUUUGAUUCAUGUGUCACGUUACUUGGGCAACCUGCCGUUCAGAGUCUGGAAGAAGAUGCAGAACAUCGUCCAAAACACUCCUGUGAUUCUGGAUCCAAACACUGCGAAUCCACAUCUUGUCCUUUCUGAUGAUCUGACCAGUUUGACAGAAAGCGGGAAAAAACAACCUUUUCCGGAUAAUCCAGAGAGAUUCGACUGUUAUUACUGUGUUCUGGGUUCAGAGGGUUUUAACUCAGGAACACACUGCUGGGAUGUGGAGGUUACAGAGAGUUUAUACUGGACUCUUGGAGUAACUACAGCAUCAAACCAGAGGAAGGGAUGUGAUUUCUUUAACACUGAUGUCUGGAGUGUGCACUAUAAUCAGGAUGGAUGGUCUUCAGGUUCUGGUUUUCGUGUCAAACAGAAGCUUGAUCGUGUGAGAGUGUAUCUGGACUAUGACAGAGGAACGGUGUCAUUCUCUGAUCCUGUAACUAACACACAUCUACACACAUUCACAACCACCUUCACUCACACACUUCUUCCAGUCUUUAGUUCUGAUUCUCUGAGGAUUUUAGCCUCCAGUGGUCAGUAAACAUUACUCCUGUAGGCAGCAGCUUGUCUGUAUAGGCAGGUUGGGCUGAGCUACAUCAAAAUAUUCAUACAAACAUAGACCUCUAUAUACACCGAAUCAAUAAUAAAUUGCAAAUAUGUUCAACAUUCUGCAACAAUUUUUUUUUUUUUUUUUUUUUUGAUCUUUGGAUCUAUGGAUAAUUUAAGUCGUAACGUGAGCAGAAUAUAUUCAAAUUUAGCAUAUAGCUUUUGCAGGCAUGUAUUAAAGGGGACCUAUUAUGCCCCAUUUUACAAGAUGUAAUAAGUCUCUGAUGUCCCCAGACUGUGUAUGUAAAGUUUUAGCUCAAAAUACCUUACAGAUAAUUUUUUAUAACAUGUUAAAAUUGCCACUUUUAGUGGUUGAGCAAAAACAAGCCGUUUCAGCGUGGGCCCUUUAAAUGCAAAUGAGCUGCUGCGACCCAGCAAACAAGGGACGUCCCCCGGACGUUGUGAACGUCCGUUAAGGUCCGCGUUUGGUCCGCUUUGUAACGUUCGCUGGACGUUCGGGGGACGUCCGCGUUUGGUCCGCUUUGUAGCGUUCGCUGACGGACGUUCGGAGGACAUUCAAGUCCUUGCCAGUUUGCGAAAGUCCUACUGACGUCCCUCAUCUGGUAUUUCCAUAACAACACUUGUAAAAAAAAAAAAAACAGCGUUGCCUUUUAUCAACAGACCUUACACCUUGAAACUCAGACAAAGGGCAAAUUAAACUAAACCUACUGGAUUUAAAGGAGGCUGUGUUCCUUAAAAAUCCCUUUAAACAUGAUAAUGGAUUUACAGAAACCAUGAUUGUUUUGUUGUGCAGGUUGAUAUUAUGGUUUUACUUCAAGUAAAAAUAGUAGUUGAAUUCGGGUCAUUCUACAGAAAAGUCCACUUUUGGUAUGACAAAAUGUCUUAAAAUGUAUUUCUUUUUCUAACGUUUAAACUUAGACCACAUUAUUAUAUUACACAUUGACUUUAUGAAUACAAAUGAC
Megalobrama amblycephala (Wuchang bream) is the source of this 2585-nucleotide messenger RNA. Its product is annotated as nuclear factor 7, brain-like. The record is from RefSeq and is a predicted model, not a curated record. The transcript has 6 exons. Gene Ontology annotation, molecular function: zinc ion binding; protein binding. Lineage: Eukaryota; Metazoa; Chordata; Actinopteri; Cypriniformes; Xenocyprididae. The coding region runs from base 239 to 1597 and encodes 452 amino acids.